UUGGAAGUCUUCAACAGUGGAUGUGUCACUGGAGCGAACAGUCAGUCAGUUUAUUGCAAACAAGAAAGAAGUGGUCAGACAUAACAAACAUGUUUCAGCGGACCUGUCGACUGGAAAUCAGUGUACCCACACAAAUUGUGCAUGUCGUUGGUACAGAUCUUAAGGUGAUUGUGGACCGGUGUGCCCCACCGGAGUCCAAAUUCUUCUCGAUAAAAUGCAGCCCAAACGUGUAUUACAAGAUCACUCCCCAAGCCAAGGACAAGAACACCGUUCCGUACCCCCUCACCCCAAACUCUGUCCUCAUCAUAACCAUGGACGCAAUCAGCAAGACUGCCAACGACAGCAAGCUAUCUGUGAGGUUCUAUGGAGAGAAAACUGAGGCUCUUGGGGAUGCCCUGCUGCAUCUAACAGCUGUUGAGAUAUCUCUGGACGUAGAUGCUGACCGAGAUGGCGUUGUCGAGAAGAACAAUCCAAACAAGGGAUCGUGGAAGUGGGGUCCAAAUGGCCACGGUGCAAUUCUGCUGGUCAACUGUGACUCAGAGACUUCUUACAAGAAGACACUGGACAGUGACAAUGAUGAGAUCCGCAAAGUCUCGGAUUUGCAGGACAUGUCCAAAAUGAUCCUGCGCACCAACGGUCCAGCUGAACUUCCUGAAGGCUAUAGACUGACCAUGCACAUCUCACAGAGCACUUCAGAGAACGUGAGAGUCUUUAGACCUCGCACAAAAGGAAAGAAAGUCGAUGGUUGGAAGCAUAAACUCCUGAAGUUGUUCUUGAAAGAUUAUAUCAUGGUGGUGGGAACGGACAUGCUGACACAGGAAGUGCCCAAUCUAGGAGGCAAAACUGAACAGGAAUUCUUUGUUGAGGGUCUUCGCUUCCCUGAUAAAGACUUUGAUGGGCUCAUCACCAUCAACCUCAGUCUACUAGAGCCCUGUGGCAAGGAUUUCCCUGAAACUCCAGUCUUUACAGAUAAAGUGGUAUUUCAUAUUUCUCCCUGGAUCAUGACCCCAAAUACGCUCAAACCUGUGGAGGUGUACGUGUGCAGCACAGAUGAUAACUACUCAUUCCUGAAGAGCAUAAGGAACCUGGUGGAAAAAUGUGGCUACAAACUGAAAAUAUGCCAUAAGUACAUGAACCGAGGUGACCGCUGGAUGCAGGAUGAGCUUGAGUUUGGUUACAUUGACUCUCCCCAUCAUCACUUCCCUGUUGUACUGGACUCUCCUCGUGAUGGAGCUCUUCAGGAUUUCCCCUACGACUCCAUUCUGGGGCCAGACUUUGGGUACGUGACACGGUAUGCUUUAAAUGAGGAGGUGAGCAGUCUGGACUCCUUUGGUAACCUGGAAGUAAGUCCACCAGUCACAGUGAACGGGAAAAGUUACCCACUUGGCAGAAUCAUCAUUGGGGUGGCGUUCCCUACUGCAACACAUGGCCGCAACAUGACCAAAGUCGUCCAGGACUUCCUGUGGGCACAGAAGGUUCAAGAGCCAAUAGCACUGUACUCUGAUUGGCUGUUUGUGGGUCAUGUGGAUGAGUUUAUGACCUUUGUUCCAGCCCCUGACCGAAAGAAAUUCAGGUUGCUGCUUGCUAGCCCUGACGCUGGAUACAAAGUUUUCAAAAGCUUACAAAUCAAUGGGAAUGGAAAAGCAGAAAUGUUUCCGGGUUUGCCAGAGGCCAUCUCUGUAAAUGAGAUCCUGAGUGACAAAAAGCUACAGGCUGAAAACCGAUAUGUGCAGAACUGUAUUGACUGGAACAGGGACGUGCUGAAGAAAGAGCUGGGGUUGGACGAUGAGGACAUCAUUGAUUUGCCCAUCCUGUUUAAAGUGUUAGAAGAGGAAACGAGGGCUGUGGCUUAUUAUCCCGACAUGGUGAACAUGAUCGUGUUGGGGGAUCAGCUGGGCAUCCCAAAACCGUUUGGGCCGAAGGUGAAUGGCAGGUGUGCUCUGGAGACAGAGGUGUGUUCUCUUCUGGAGCCUCUGGGCCUCAAAUGUACCUUCAUUGAUGACUUUGCCCCAUACCACAAACUGCUGGGCGAAGUUCACUGCGGUUCCAAUGUUCUUCGAGAGCAGUCACCUUUCAAAUGGUGGAACCUAGAGCUGUGAGAGAAAGAGACUAGACCAAGUCUCUUUAAGUGAUGCCCUAUUAAGUCUUUACAGUAGUUAAUUCUGGCAAUAAACAAUACAUAGAGUAAAAUACUAACUGGAUAAUUAAUCUAAAAAUGGAAACAUUCUCAUGAUUUACUCACCCUCUUGCUGUCAAGCUCCGAAACCGAAUGAGAAAUCAUUCAUAUCACUGUGUACUGUUCGGUAUUCAUACAACAGCUCUCUAUGAGGAGCAGACAGAAGUGCUUGUUCACUGAUGAAUGCCUUUUGUUGCACCCACACGUUGAGAUUUGAGAGCUGCUGAUUUUCAGUAAAUGCAACUUGAACGAGAGCAGAUCAUGCACUUAUGAAACAACAUGAGUGUGAGCAGACAACAGUUUUUAGUACUUUGUAAAAUUCUUAUAACUUUCCUCUGAUAACCAGGGCUUGUUUUAGCAGUAUAAUUCCUCCUCUGGCUGUAGUGGUGUUGCUUCAGGAUUUCUAAAAAAAAAAGAAUUAAGGGCUUACACAAUUAUACAUAAUACUUUGAAAAGUGGUUCAAAAUAAUGUUAAACUGUUGUUUUAUUGUCUUUUUCUAACAAAAAGUUUACAAAGUCUUUCUUAACUGUGAACCAUGAAUGUUAAUUCUGUGUUGCCUUACUUCUAAUGACUGAGAAUUUGAUUUAAGAACUGGGAAUCUGUGAUUUACUGUCUUGGGUGUACAUUUUUCCAUAAUGUCCAUUUCAGCAAUAAAUAAACAUUUAAUUACCC
Carassius carassius (crucian carp) is the source of this 2849-nucleotide messenger RNA. RefSeq names its product protein-arginine deiminase type-2-like. The transcript is spliced from 16 exons. Gene Ontology annotation, molecular function: protein-arginine deiminase activity; calcium ion binding. NCBI's taxonomy places the organism in Eukaryota, Metazoa, Chordata, Actinopteri, Cypriniformes, Cyprinidae. Gene Ontology annotation, cellular component: cytoplasm. The record is from RefSeq and is a predicted model, not a curated record. Bases 21 to 2099 code for a protein of 692 amino acids.